CGGUGCGUGCCCGGCGGUUGCUGAGAUUACCUGCCAGCCGUUCACAUCAACCACAUCUCAUCGAUUCUUUCACACCGCAUCAGCUUCUGUCCGUCCUCCUCUUUAGCGUGCCUUUCCCCGCCUUCCUGACGAGGGGCACCGGCCACCAGCCACCAGCAGGUCGAGGACUUUUGACGCCGACGCGGUAUUUGAUAUUGAUGACACAGAAUUAGAAACAUCACAGGCGACGUGGCGACUUGCUCGCCUACCUGCGUGGGCAUGGAGGGAGAAACAUUGACGUCCUGGUUGCCAUGCUCAGCCGUCAUGGGGAAUCGUCCAGCAUUGACACGCUGCGAGGAACGACUCCAACGAUGAGAUGAAACCUGGACUCCCGGGGGCCGAGAGGGAGCGACGGGGAUCUGGGCAUGCCGGCAGUCGACCUUGGCCGGCUUCACCAACACUCGCGCUACUGUCACCUUUUCUCCGGCGGCGGCGGCGGCGGCGGUGGCUAGUGGACGGUGACUGUCGCCACCGCCGGCGUACCUGCCGCUAACCUGUCAGACCUGCACAAUAAUACCCGACCAAUGUGGGCGAGUCCCACCGACUACUGCAGAAAGAAAGAAAAAGAUACGUCCUUGUACGCCUUGCGCGCUGCAUCCGAGGUCGUUGAUAUGUCGAUAUCCCGGCCAACACAGGGCUGCGCCGGGCGACGAGCGACGAAUACCUGUACAGACACAGCAAUCACAACUCAUCCAUGGAUGGGCCACAGGAUCUCAAGUCCCUGGAGGCCUGGGGUCAGCUCGUCGAGGGGAGGGGUGGUCUACCAGACUCUGAGCGAAUCUGAAACGACAGGGGAGAGGUGGCUGAUCUUCCUCGCCUCGCCGAGUUCGACGAAACAUGACACUUUCGACGUCGACUUUAUCGUCCGGACCCGUGGUGGGCACCACGACAACCUCAAUGGGCAACGCAACGCCCACCAGAGCGUAGCGUGCCGCCCGCCCGCCUCCCAUGGCAACAUGGCCAAGCAAAGUAUGAUUCGUGCAUGAGCUUGCCCAUCUGGUAUUUAGUGCGGAUCUCUGGGGCCCGGGGCAAGCAGAAGCUGCGGUGACGGCGGAGAAUCACCGUAAACGAUGCAACACCAGCAUGCACCCAGCCAUCCGUUCCCAUUCCCACCGCGGGUUUUCUCGACAAGUCUCCCCUACCCUUGCUACGUCGAUGGCUAGUCCUCUGGCGUGAGCACGACCGACAGCUCGUGUUGAUGUCAACCGGCAGCUCUUCCCCAUUUUUUUCACUGCAACCGGCGAGUUUGUUCACUUGCGGGCAACCAGGGCUUCGCCGCCUUGCCCUUUGGUCUGGAAGCAUGGAGGUGUGCUUGAGCCAAUGUUGUGCAGCACCCGAAACACGGUGAGAGGGGCGGCUUUCAGGUACAUGAAACACGGGCGACGACCUUUUGGGUACAUGUCACAUUGUCUUCCAGAACGAUUUGGGGCAGCGAUCACUCGUCCAUGUCAGCUUUGAGCACGCUCGCUCAGCUCUCGAGGUCUGCCAAACGAAGGGAUCUCCCCAGCAAGGCUGGGUCUGGACGAAUACAUCGCGCCCCCUGCUUAGGGAGCUCACGGUCCUUUUGCAAGGUAUCUCGCUGGACUAUUCCGGAGGACGACGCCGACGACGACCGACUGCCCAAGUUGCUAGAGGAGGGGUAUCAAGGCCCUCUCGACGAGCUCCGCUGUCACAGAUCCUGAUGACGGGAACGGACGGCCAACCAGGAGAUAUCGAGGACACGGACUGGGGUGCUUUUCGCCUCGAGCCUCGCGGGUCGAGGCAGGCAGCUGGACGGCUACAACUCGACUUGUAACGCAACACCUUUACCCGCACGAACUAACUAAGACGUUCCACUGGUAUGCAUGUCUUCUCGAAUCAUGUUAGUCAUAAGCUCUGUUGCGGUGCGGACGCCCGCCAGUCCCUUACUCGGAGCUAGAGACUGGAUUGAUAUCACAACGCCAUCUCCCAAGUGCGGACGAGGCAUCAGCUGGCCAGUGUCAGACAGAUCCCGACUUGGACAUGCCAUUUUACUAGGAGCUCUUAUUUUUGGCCAUAUCUCAAACUUGACGGCAUCUGCCAUCAAAUCUUUCCAUCCAUACCACCGCCACCUCUGCUGCCCACCGUUCUUGUUUCACAUCGCCGCGUUUGUUUCGCCGCCUAACAGUCCCACGAAAAACGAGGAUCUGUGCCUGAAUCAUUCGCGUCAACCCACCACGCACCGUCCUCCUCUAUCCAGCCCUCAUCCGAAGCGGUAAACAUUUGGUUAGGUCGGUUCCUGCAGGGCAUGGAUUGCGCAUACUUCGCCCACGGUGGUGAUGUGCUUUGACGCUGUGACCGAGUUGCACAGGUACUACUCGGGCAAAUAUCUGAAACCUUGACAGACGAAUUGCGCCCACAGUGUCGAACUCGACCCGCCUCGUGGCUCUGAUAUGCCGCCUGCCUUGACUGCUCUAGUCAUCGUCUGUGGAUGAGAAAGCGCCGACAUAGCCUUCCGAGCUGCAUGGAAUCCUUCUAUCUCGCAACCGAACUUUACCUCCGUUACCGGUUCUUCCUACCCGUCUGUCCGUAGCCCUUUUCCCCCAGCAAAUCCUGCUACCCAGCUGUCAGUCUGCGCCACUGCCGUCUGCUGCUUCCAAACGAACGGCUGCGCUCUUGGACUGGAAAGCCUAUCAAGCCAGACCUUGUCAUGUGGGCAAAACAUUCCUCCCGCUUUCCGCCACAGCUCAAGGUCUGCAUCCACAUCCCAGCCAUGAUCUUCCAGACCCAGGUCUUCCCAGAUCGAGGCGCUCCCUUGGCCUAGCCUCGCCGGUAGACCCCUGAGCGAGAUCGACUCCUGAAACCGCAGCCCUCGUCCGCC
This is a messenger RNA of Colletotrichum destructivum, 2878 nucleotides long. RefSeq lists its product as uncharacterized. The coding region runs from base 564 to 1025 and encodes 153 amino acids. NCBI's taxonomy places the organism in Eukaryota, Fungi, Ascomycota, Sordariomycetes, Glomerellales, Glomerellaceae. The record is from RefSeq and is a predicted model, not a curated record. The transcript is spliced from 3 exons.